CUCUCUCUCUCUCUCUCUAUCUCUCUCUCUUCAUCUGAGUGAUAAAUCCUGAGGAAUGGGGCUCCUCUACCUGGCAAUAAACAUACCGAAAGCAAUUACGAUAACAUUCUUUCUCAACAUAAUCAGUCAUAUCAGAUUCAUAUUCAUCGGCGCACUCACUCAUCUCGGCCUGUUCAAACCAGCCCCCGAAGAAGAUUCUAAUUCCACAAACAAUUCAAACAACUAUAUCCUUAUCCUCGAUGCUUCCUCCCCUUCUCUUGUCCCUAUCCCUGUUCACGUUGUCACUGCAGCCAUCAAGUUAAGGCUCCCCAUUCUUCCCUACCUUCAUUUCAUUCAACAAUCAGAAGAAGAAGAAUCUGAAUCUGAAUCUGGUGUGCAGAAAGUGUGCACUAUUUGCUUGGAGUGUGUGGAAUUGAAUGAAGAGAUCAGAGUGCUUUGCAACUGCACCCAUUUGUUCCACCGGGUGUGUUUGGACACAUGGAUUGAUCACGGACAGGUCACUUGCCCUUUGUGUAGAUCUAUGUUAUUACCCCCUCGAACUAAUCUUACUAGAUGUAAUCCUAUUCUCAAUUGCUAAUUCACUACAUUUUCCAUCCUUUUUUUGUUUUUUCUUUUUUUGAAGAAGUUGAAGUUGUGCAAUUAUUGCUUCCAAUUUCUUCUUCAUUUUGUUCUGCUCUUAUUACUACUGAUUGAUUAACAUAUAAUUUGUUCUUCUUGGUUCC
Messenger RNA from Erythranthe guttata (spotted monkey flower), 722 nucleotides. Its product is annotated as brassinosteroid-responsive RING protein 1. Lineage: Eukaryota; Viridiplantae; Streptophyta; Magnoliopsida; Lamiales; Phrymaceae. Gene Ontology annotation, biological process: protein ubiquitination. Gene Ontology annotation, molecular function: zinc ion binding; ubiquitin protein ligase activity. The record is from RefSeq and is a predicted model, not a curated record.